AUGGGAGCCCUUCAGUUACCACCCGGCAUUGACCCAGACGAUAUGAUCGGGCAAGGAAGCAGCGGAAUAGCAGCCCUGGAUCCCAAAACAAAGCACAUCAUAAAAUUUCCAUUCAACGAAGACGAGGCACGGGCUGCAUGCGAUCGCGAAAAGGAGAUUUACGAGCGUUUAGAGCGCUCACCACUCCCACGGCCAUCUUCGCUCUUGAAAUACUACGGCCCUAGAGACCAAGGAAUUCUCCUCGAAUACGCAAAGCACGGUACAUUGCGGAGAUAUGCAUAUGGCUUGGAUCUUCCAAUCCCACUCCCUGCGAUUCUUCGCUGGGCCAAACAAGCAGCGGAAGCGCUACAGUUCAUCCAUGAAAGUGGGAUAGCUCAUGGCGACGUUAGCUGUGUGAGCUUCUAUGUGGACCAAUUUCUGGACGUGAAGGUCGGUGAUUUUACCCGGUCGUCGGACGCCACACCGCAGGCUGUGAAGCAAGAUAUAUCGGAUUACGGCUCGGCUCUUUAUUAUUUGGUUACAGGACAGUAUCCUUAUCAAGGCCUGCCAGAGAAGGAAGUGGAGGAGCGCUUUAGGCGAGGGGAGUUUCCGGAUCUUACGGAUGUGCAGGUGAAAUCUAUUAUUCAUCCAUGUUGGGCGGGUCAUUAUACUGGCUUUGUGGGUGUUUUGGAGGAUUUGAGGGAGCAUAUUCGGCUUCUAUGA
This is a messenger RNA of Aspergillus welwitschiae, 702 nucleotides long. RefSeq names its product kinase-like domain-containing protein. Lineage: Eukaryota; Fungi; Ascomycota; Eurotiomycetes; Eurotiales; Aspergillaceae. The record is from RefSeq and is a predicted model, not a curated record. The transcript has a single exon. Gene Ontology annotation, biological process: protein phosphorylation. Gene Ontology annotation, molecular function: protein kinase activity; ATP binding. The coding region runs from base 1 to 702 and encodes 233 amino acids.